CUUGAUUACUUUUGCAUAAAGUUUGUCUUAUAUAUAUUCGUUAUUUGAAAACAUGUCUUUACGAAGCCUAACAUUAAAAUUUAAGAAUCAUGUUUUCGUUUUUUGUGUCGAUUUCAAACCUGCAAUUAGAGUUUCGCAUAUGGCCUAAAUAAUAACAAAAUCCUUCUAAUUUAAAUAACAAAUAUUUAUGCUUGAUUAUUAGGUUACGUAUGAAUAAUCAAUAAAUAUAUUUUAAUUAAAAAUAAGUUGAAAAAGUUUACUUUCUAUACGCAUAUUUAAGUUUUGAACCCCCCAGUAUAAAGGGAAAUGAUUCGACUUUAAAAAAAAAGUAUGUCAAAUGAAAGAAGUAUAUAAAUAGUAUUUCUUAUGAAAAAAUUGUAUUGAUCCAUACAUUAAUUAAAAAGUUAUAGAAAUAUACAGUUAAAAAUGUAAAAUAUCGAGAAUUUUAACACAAUAAAUAUAGUUUUAAAAAACACGCUUUUAAAGCACAUUGAACUAAAAAGUUAAAAAUAAGCUUAAAAUAAUAAUGAACGAAAAAUACUAGUAUUAUUAUGAUAUAAGCGUAGGUGCUUUGUGUCAUAUUUAACACGCUUAUAUUAGUUUCACCUGUAUGUAUGUAUGUAUGUAUGUAUGUACAGUGGAACCUCGAUUAACCGUGCUUCGAUUAUCCGUGUUCGCGAUUAACCGUGCUCACUCUUCCGAAAAUUUAAAAAUAGUUAUGGAUUGUACGUAUUAUGGAGAUAACAAUAUCAAGAUAAACAAUAUUGUAGAUUAUUACAAAUUGUAUUUAUCGUAUCACCUUCAGUUUACUAUAAGCGUUCGCGACGUUACCUUAUCUAAUAAUGAGUGUUAAACGAAAACGUAUCGUUCUUUCUCUUGAGAAAAAAGUGUUGAUUAUUAACCGAGCUGUAGAUCAUGGUGAAAGUAUACAAAAACUUGCAGACGAGUUUGGCGUGGGUCAACAGACAGUUCGUGACUUAAUCAAACAAAAAAAUGAAAUUUUUAAGUUCAUAUCUUGUCCAGAAUUAUCAGCUACGAGAAAAACUAUGAAAAAGUCAUCAUUAUCAGAUAUGGAAUCUGCUCUUUUUGAAUGGUUUAAACAGAAGCGUAUUGAAGGACUUCCAAUUUCUGGGCCAAUAGUUUGUGAAAAAGCAAAAUGGUUUCAUGAAAAUUUGAAAAUAGAGGAAAGUUUUAAUGCUUCACAAGGUUGGUUAUUUAGAUUCAAAACUCGUCAUGGUAUAAGACAGCUGGACAUUCAAGGUGAAUGUCUCAGUGGAGAUUUGACUGCUGCAACACUGUUUAAUGACGAAUUCAAUUCAAUGCUUUCAAAAUUGAACCUGUCCCCUGAUCAAGUGUACAACGCAGAUGAAUCAGGUCUAUUCUGGAAAAUGUUACCCUCAAAAACACUUGCCGCGCAAUCUGAAAAAUCAGCUCCUGGACAUAAAUCUAGCAAAGAACGACUUACUAUUAUGACAUGUUCAAAUGCAACCGGUACACAUAAGAUCAAAUUAACUGUAAUUGGAAAAGCUAAAAAACCAAGAUCUUUUAAAGGAACCGAAAUGAAAUAUUUUCCAUGUGAUUAUUACCACCACCCAAAAGCUUGGAUGAACCAGGUUAUUUUUAGUGAAUGGUAUUUUAACGUUUUUGUACCUUCUGUAAAAAAAUUUCAAGAUGAAAAAGGUAUACCAAAAAGAGCUGUUCUUCUGCUUGAUAACGCUCCUUCACACCCCUCAGAAUCUACCCUGAAAACAAUGGAUGGUCAAAUUUUUGUCUAUUAUCUACCACCUAACGUAACUUCCUUAAUACAGCCAAUGGAUCAAGGCGUGAUUUCCUGUUUGAAACGAAAGUACAAAAAGAUAUUUCUCCGUUAUCUCUUACAAGAAAAUUGUUAUGAUUCAAUGAAAGAACUUUUGAAAACAUGGACCAUAAAAGAUGCCAUUUUCGCAGUAUGUAAUGCUUGGGAAAAUGUACCUGCAAGUACGUUACGACUUUCUUGGGCGAAAAUCUUAGAUCAAGGUUAUGGUGACGAAGAAAAUGUCGAAGAUACAGAUAUAGAAGAUUGUCUUGAACUUGCUACAUCUAUUCCAGAUUUCACUAACGUUGAUAAAGACGAUAUUGUUGAUUGGCUACAAAAAGAUCAUAACGAAGAGGGAUUUGAGCGUUUAAGUGACUUUGACAUAGCAGCUCGUUAUGGCAGUACAAGUACACUAUCUACCUCACAAAAGCUUGAUUCUUCUUCUGAGAGUGAUAAUGAAAGUGAGAGUUUUGAAAAAAUACAGACUAGCCAAGCAAUGGAAGCAGUUGAUGUCCUUUUGAAAUUUUGCGAGCAGGAGGAUUUUGACUUCCAUGACGUUAUUGGCUUAAGAAAAAUAAGAAGUGAAGUGAGGACAAUUAUUUCAAAACAAAAAAAACAAAGGCUGAUCACUUCUUACUUUUCUUAAGUCAAUAACGUCAUCCUCAUAACUUAUUAUGUAUGCAUCAUUUGUAUUAAUAUAAAACAUUUUUUAAUUAAAUUAAAUAAAUUACAUUUCUUAUUAUAAUUAAAUAAAAAUUUCAUUAUUAUAAAAAGUCUCGAUCAACCGUGGUUUUCAUUUAUCCGUGUGACCCGCUCCCCGUCAUUACCCCGGAUAAUCGAGGUUCCACUGUAUGUAUGUAUGUAUGUAACUCUCCAAACGCCACGCGUUAUCACAUAUUCCGUCGUCUAGACUAGACAGUCAUAACGCAUUCACCCCACCCCACGCCUCGCUCAUCACACACCGGCAAUAUUAUUCCUGUAUAAAUUUAUUUUUGGUUAUCGUACCCGUACACGAGUGCUUGUCAUCAAUAUUAUAUAUAUAUAAACAAAUUUUUAUUUUGACUGACCAAUACCAUCCGCGUACCAUACGGCUUAUGUAUAUAUUCCUACCGCCGUUUAUACCUCAGGUUUAACGUUAGUCCCACCCGC
Molecule: messenger RNA, 2944 nt
Organism: Daktulosphaira vitifoliae (grape phylloxera)
Lineage: Eukaryota; Metazoa; Arthropoda; Insecta; Hemiptera; Phylloxeridae
Product: jerky protein homolog-like
Exons: 1
Coding region: 843-2441 (532 amino acids)
Cellular component (GO): nucleus
Molecular function (GO): DNA binding
Source: RefSeq, a predicted model, not a curated record